Molecule: messenger RNA, 1808 nt
Organism: Carassius auratus (goldfish)
Lineage: Eukaryota; Metazoa; Chordata; Actinopteri; Cypriniformes; Cyprinidae
Gene: acer1
Product: alkaline ceramidase 1
Exons: 7
Coding region: 126-989 (287 amino acids)
Biological process (GO): ceramide catabolic process; sphingosine biosynthetic process
Cellular component (GO): membrane; endoplasmic reticulum
Molecular function (GO): N-acylsphingosine amidohydrolase activity
Source: RefSeq, a predicted model, not a curated record
UAUACAAUGGCACAAUGAGGAAUGCUACUGUUUGCUCGGUUUCACCUGAAGCCUCCAUGUGAUGUCACAACGCGAGACCCGAGUAACAGGAUCGGGGACAUUUCUCCCCUACUUAAACCUGACACAUGGAGCGCGCCGCUGUGGAUGCGUUUUGGAGAGGGAUCCCUUCAUUUCCAUCCAUUGACAAAAUGGCAAGUGUGUUUGCCUACGAGAGCUCUCAAAUUGACUGGUGUGAGGACAACUACAGAAAUUCAGAGAAUGUUGUGGAAUAUUUUAACACGAUGAGCAGUUUGAUAUUCUUUGUGAUCGCACCCAUAAUGCUUUACUUGCUACACCCAUAUGCCAAGGAAAGAAACCUGGCUGUGCACCUGGUCUGGAUCAUGAUGGUCUUUGUAGGUAUCUUCUCCAUGUAUUUUCACAUGACUCUGAGUUUUAUGGGCCAGAUGCUUGAUGAGCUUUCAAUCCUGUGGGUCUUGGCUCUUUGUUACUCCCUGUGGUUCCCACGCAAACACUUCCCCUCUUUUAUUAAGGACAGGAAAUCCUUCAGUCAUAUGGUCCUGAUCAUCACUGUCAUAAGCUCUCUGUCCUCUUUUGUCAAACCUACAGCCAAUGCCUACGCUCUCAACUGCUUCACCAUCCAUAUCCUCUACUUUCUGUUUGUGGAAUUAAGGAAUUGCACAGAUCAGAAAGUGCUGCGUCUGGCCUGGUCAUCCGUUGGCCUGUGGGUUCUGGCCAUCUCCUGCUGGAUUAGCGAUCGCUUUGGCUGCAGCUUCUGGCAGAAACUGGACUUCUGUUAUCUGCACGGUAUCUGGCAUAUUCUGAUUGUGAUGGCCACCGCUUAUGCUAGUACUCUGGUGGCUUACCUGGACGCUAGUCUGGAGAUCCCUUAUUCCCUACCUGACCUGCAGUACUGGCCACAGAAUAAAUGGUCCAUUGGGCUUCCUUACAUAGCCCUCAAAGGCAGCACAAAGACACGGAAAAUAUGCUAGCAUGCAUGACAACAUGAACUGAUACAACCUCAUAUAUAAAGCAGGCUGUAAAGCUGAUUUAGGACUAGCCUUUACAUCUCCAAAAUGGUGAAUCCAUUUUUAUGGGCAGGAAGGAACUGAUCCUAAAUCAGACACUGUGCAUUAUAUGAACACUGAAAAGAAACUUGUUAUAUGAAACAAGUGUUGUGGUGAAUUGUUGCAGAUUCUGGAACUGUCUUCAUAUUUCUCACAGAACCUGAAACUGAAGGGUGUGUGAGUGAGUGAGUGUGUGUGUGAAUGUGUCUAAUACAAGUGACUGUUCAUAUUCUCAUCUUUACAGACAACAUGCUGUUGUUUUGUGAAAAUGAAUAUUUGCACUUUUGAAUGCAUGUAGAAAACUUUCUGCAUUUUACUUGAUUUACUACAUUUUUUAACAGAGACAAUUGUCUUAAGCAACUGCUCGAAAAUGUCAAUGUUCGAUUCAUAAUCUGAUCAGAGGAAGAAAAUCAUGCUGCCUGUUUGAAGUGAGAUGUCACUUUCUGAAAUGAUUUUCUCACAGCAAAUGGUGCAGACAUUUGUUUACAAAUGUAAUAACUGGGAUUAUGUUCAUUCUGGUGUGGCAUAUUUAAAUCUUAUGUUAUUUUACUGUAUGUUUCGUUAAAAAACUUUAUAUAUGCUAAAUCUAUAUAUUGUGUUUUAACUUCUAACCUCCAACUCACUGUAUGAAAUUGUGGAUAUUGACGAUGGUGUACUUAUCAAUGACAUCACUCUUUAAAAUGCUUAUGUGACAUGAAACUAAUGAUUUGUGGAUUAUUUUUAUAUAAAUGAUGAUUGCUGGGA